Molecule: messenger RNA, 866 nt
Organism: Solanum stenotomum
Lineage: Eukaryota; Viridiplantae; Streptophyta; Magnoliopsida; Solanales; Solanaceae
Product: peptidyl-prolyl cis-trans isomerase FKBP53-like
Exons: 7
Coding region: 1-723 (240 amino acids)
Molecular function (GO): peptidyl-prolyl cis-trans isomerase activity
Source: RefSeq, a predicted model, not a curated record
AUGGCGGAGCCGGAGAUCCCUUCCGAAUUUCCUUAUCGUGAGAGGAAACAGCAGGAUAAAAUGUAUGCUUUCGAAGAAAUUGUGACAGUAAAUGCAUCGUUUGCUGCUGGGACGUGGUAUUAUUUCACCUUUAAAGCCCGUGAUGCUACUGUUGAUGUUGAUGUUGAUGAUGCUGAUGCAAUUAAGACUUUUCAAGCAUUGGUGUGGCAUGGAAUCAAUGAAAUCAUUGAUGUGGAUUUUUGUAGGCUUAAGAAAUUUUUAACUAAUGAAGAUAAAAAGAAAAUGAGAGAGGAAAGGAAGAAGAAACUUCAACAGCGUCGUGAAGCAGUUGCAAAGGUUAAGCAAGAUAACCCUUCUCUUGUGAAGUCCUUUGUACCUAGAUUGGUCAUAGAGGAGUUGUCUAAGGGAAAACCAGGUGGGAGAAAAGCUUACCCGGGAUUUAAGAUUGGUAUACGUUAUACUUGCAAGCUGCAGGAGAAUGACAAAAUAUUCGAUACAAAUAUUGGGAAAGAAGACCCUCUUGAAUUUCGUAUAGCUUCUGGUCAACUUAUAAAGGGAUGGGAAAUUGGUGUAAAUGGCAUGCGCGUUGGGGACAAAAGAAGAAUUACAAUCCCACCAGAAUUAGGGUAUGGGGCUAAAGGUGAUGGUGGCAUCGUACCACCUGAUUCAUGGCUGGUAAUUGAAGUUGAGUUGAUAUAUGUUGAUCGUCCUACUUCCACAUGACGAACAUUAUUCUUCCAUUAUGUAGAAUCCUAUAAUUGUUGUUGUGAUCUUCUCUUUAAGCGGAUUGUUGCACGAACAAUUUCAGUUGAAAGACCAAAAACAUUUGGAUGAUCAUGUUUUUCCUUAGGCUAUUUUGGUUUUAU